Kogia breviceps (pygmy sperm whale) is the source of this 918-nucleotide messenger RNA. NCBI's taxonomy places the organism in Eukaryota, Metazoa, Chordata, Mammalia, Artiodactyla, Physeteridae. The record is from RefSeq and is a predicted model, not a curated record.
AUGUUUUCACAUUUUUCCUUUGACUGUGUCCUGCUCUUGCUGCUACUACUUACAAGGUCUUUGAAAGGAGUAUAUGUGUCUGAGGUGGGUCAGGAUGCUGAUCUGCCCUGCACCUACUCUCCAGCCACCCCUGAGGAUCUCGUGCCUGUGUGCUGGGGCAGGGGACCCUGCCCUUUGUUUGAAUGUCACAGUUUGGUACUCAGAACUGAUGGAAGGAACUUGAGCUAUUGGACAUCCAGCAGAUACCUACUAAAGAGGAAUUUCCGCGAAGGAGAUGUGACCUUGACCAUAAAGAAUGUGACUUUAGCUGACAGUGGGACCUAUUGCUGCCGGAUCCAAUUCCCAGGCCCAAUGAAUGAUCAAAAAUCAAACCUGGAGUUGGUCAUCAAACCAGCCAAGGUCACCCCUGCUUGGACUGCAUGGAGGGACAUCACUACAGCCUUUCCAAGGACGCUCACCACCCAGGGACCUGGCUCAGAAAUACAGACACUAGAGACCCUCCAUGACAAAAAUCAAACAGAAAUAUCCACACUGGCUAAUGAGUUACAAGACAUGGGCGCCACCACCAGAAUUGGCCUCUACAUCGCAGCAGGGGUUUCUGCUGGGCUGGCUCUUGUUCUUAUCUCUGGUGCUUUAAUUCUCAAAUGGUAUUCUGAUAGCAAACAGAAGAUACAAAAUUUAAGCCUCAUCACUUUGGCCAACCUCCCUCCCUCGGGGUUAGAAAAUACAGCAGGAGAGGGGACACAUCCAGAGGAAAACAUCUAUAUCAUUGAGGAGAACGUAUAUGAAAUGGAGGAUCCAUACGAGUAUUACUGCUCCGUCAGCAGUGGGCAGCAGUCCUGACAACCCCUGGGCUGUUGUCUUUCAACACCACCAGAUUCACCACUUCCUUUUGGGGUUUGGUGUUAUCUUCUUUGA